Molecule: messenger RNA, 3195 nt
Organism: Trichoderma breve
Lineage: Eukaryota; Fungi; Ascomycota; Sordariomycetes; Hypocreales; Hypocreaceae
Product: sulfate permease family domain-containing protein
Exons: 7
Coding region: 1-3195 (1064 amino acids)
Cellular component (GO): membrane
Source: RefSeq, a predicted model, not a curated record
AUGUCGUCCUCUGUCUUAGGAUUCUCGCCGUGGCGGAAGAGAGCUUCCAGCUCGGUUUCACAGAUGGAUCAGUCACACAAUGAUCGCACAGACGCGGCGAGUCACGCUGGGAGCUCGACGCUGGAAGCUGGGACCUUGCAACACCAGCAGCUCUCUUCCUCUGUUGGAUCUCAGCAAGGAUAUAAAGAACCCAUUCGCUCCUUCAUCCAUGCUUCAAUGCGAGAUCAAUUGGGAGUAGUUCCGGUGGACAGCGCGCAGAAUGCGAGGAGUGUUCGCGAAGAUACCGCCGAGCUGGCAAGCUAUUUGCUGUCCGAUGGCUCAACACAGCGUCGCCCGAGCUUCCUCCAGAGAAACAGACCGUCAAUUCAAGAUGUAUUCGGCCCAGAGUUUGGAGAUGCCGAUUCCAUUGAGGGAGGCAUGAGCAUACGCCCUUCGUCAGGGACAAUACCUGAAGUAUCUGAGCCGCCGUCACCGGAAGAUAGAGAGGAUGGAGAGAACGCAGUGAGAGAAGAAGGGCCUUCUGCGCUUGCCAAUCUACUCAAGAAAUCAUCUCCUCCAUCGUCGUCGUCACACGUGGAUGAGACACAACAACAGUCACAGACGGGCGAACCCGAAGUAUCAGAGGCAUCAGAGUAUACUCCUCUUCUCGGCAGGCAGGAGUCUGGAUCAGGAGCCAGUAGCAGUGUCGAUCUCGAUAUCGAAGGCCAAAAGACUCAAGCUCGACGAAGGUGGCUGCGUGGACUUGCCGAGCAACGUCAGAAAAUGGAGCAUCAUCUCGGCCAAAUCGCAAAGGUAGCAUCUAGUCCACGUAGUUGGAAUCGAAGAGCCAUUUGGGAGACUAUCGUGGUGGAGCCAGUUUCCUGUCUUCCAGCCGUUGCCGUUGGUUUACUUCUAAACAUCUUGGACGCCCUGUCAUAUGGCAUGAUCUUGUUUCCACUGGGAACUCCUCUAUUCUCUCAUUUGGGAUCUGCUGGUAUUUCUAUAUACUAUGUCAGCACAAUUGUGGCACAGCUGGUCUUUUCCACAGGCAGCAUAUUCAGAGGAGCUGUAGGAUCUGAACUUAUUGAGGUCGUUCCUUUCUUCCACAAUAUGGCAGCCAAGAUUUUGGAUAUUGUUGGCGAAGACAAUCCUGACGCGGUCAUCGCCACAACGAUCGUCGCCUAUGCCUUGAGCUCUAUGCUAACUGGCCUGGUGUUUUACCUUAUGGGCCGAUUCAAGUUUGGCUUUAUGGUCGGAUUUAUCCCCAGGCAUAUCCUAAUAGGAUGUAUUGGUGGCGUUGGUUGGUUCUUGAUAGCUACCGGCUUCGAGGUUUCCGCCCGGCUGGAAGGCAGCCUUGAGUAUAACCUCGAUACACUGCAAAAGCUCAUGGAUACCAAGACAAUUCCUCUUUGGGUCUGUCCUCUUGUUUUGGCCAUUAUUCUAUUCUAUGGCCAGAUGAAGGGUGCAUCCAAGUACUUCCUUCCCCUCUUCAUCUUGGCCAUUCCACUAGUCUUUUACCUAUUUGUCUUCUCUCUUGAUACCUUGGAUCCGAGCGCGCUCCGAGAUCACGGUUGGAUUUUCGUUGGACCUCCUCCGGAUGAACCUUGGUGGUACUUUUACACCUUGUAUCAACUUCAAUUGGUGAACUGGGGUGCAAUCAUUCAGGUAAUCCCGGCCAUGUUUGCCCUAACUUUCUUUGGCAUUCUUCACGUUCCUAUCAAUGUCCCCGCGUUGGCGCUCAACUGUGGAGAAGACAAUGCCGACUUAGACAAGGAGCUAAAGCUUCAUGGAUACUCCAACUUCGUUUCAGGGUGCAUAGGUAGCAUUCAAAACUAUCUAGUCUACGCCAAUACUGUCUUCUUCUUGCGAUCCGGAGGCAACAAGCGGCUUGCUGGCUAUAUGCUUGCGAUUCUAACAUUCGGAGUCAUGGUCAUUGGCCCUAGCAUCAUCGGAUGGAUCCCCGUCAUGAUGGUCGGAACGCUCAUUUUUGACCUAGGAUUUGAGCUGCUUCUUGAGGCGGUAUGGCUUCCACGGAAGAAACUUAGGCCUGCAGAGUAUGCCACCGUCAUCAUCAUCGUCCUAGUUAUGGGCAUCUAUGACUUUGUGGUUGGCAUUGGCGUUGGAAUAUUACUGGCGUUUAUAUCACUCGUUAUCCAGACGUCAAGAGUAUCGGCCAUUCGAGCAUCCUAUGAUGGUGAAGUCGUGACAUCUACCGUCAGACGCAAUCCGUCACAGGACAACUAUUUGCAACAAGUCGGCCGGCAAAUUUACAUCAUGAAGCUCACUGGAUAUCUGUUCUUUGGCACCGUCGUCAGCGUGGAAGCCAAGAUACGAGCGCUCCUAGACGAUCACGCGUUUGCCAAGAAGCCGAUCAAGUUCCUUAUUCUCGAUAUGUGGCACGUCAGUGGGCUUGACUACUCUGCUGGUGAAGCCUUUAACACAAUCAGUCGGUUAUUGAACAACAAGGGCGUCAGCCUUAUUUUGAGUGGCAUAGAUGCCGACAGCGAACUUGGUCGAAGCAUCAGGGCCGUAGGUCUAGGCAGCGGGAAUAUCGAAGUUAUGUUGCUGCCAGACUUGAACUCGGCUCUAGAAAGUUGCGAGAACGAGUUAUUGAAAACUCUCUACGCCCGACAAGAAGAGCUGAAUUCGACGAAGCAUACUACCGCCAACCUAGAUGUUCCAACAACUUCGGCGACGCUGGCUUCCUUUGAUGCUCCGUUCAACUCUCCACGUCGCAAUCAUCUUGCUGAAGCGGCCCAGGACGCACUCAACAGUGUGGAGAUUCAACGCCGGUCCAGAUGGCAGAGCUUUAAUGAACCUCUGCGGCUCAUGUUGCAGAUUUUCCAGGGACUGAGCGACAAGAAUGAGGACUUCUGGUUCCAGGCAACUCCGUACUUUGAGCGUAAGGAAUAUGCCGCUGGCACAGUCCUUUUCAAACGUGGCGAGCCGGCAGACGGUUUCUACCUCCUUGAGCGUGGCAUCAUCCGAGCGGAAUAUGACUUGCCACAAGGCUGGUUUUGCGAAAGCAUCGUCGCGGGAACUACUUUGGCGCAAGUCGAGAGGGACUGCACUGUUUGGAUGAUGGGGCAGGAGUCUUGGAAGAGGCUUCAGCAAAAGGAUCCAGAGAUUGCAAGGGAGUUUUUGAAGAUUUCGCUGAAGCUGACGAGUGAGCGGAUGAGCGCAAUUACGUCGUAUAUUUUGACUACAGCUGGCUAA